Perca fluviatilis (European perch) is the source of this 967-nucleotide messenger RNA. Its product is annotated as zinc finger protein 239-like. Gene Ontology annotation, molecular function: DNA-binding transcription factor activity, RNA polymerase II-specific; RNA polymerase II transcription regulatory region sequence-specific DNA binding. The transcript is spliced from 2 exons. Bases 1 to 768 code for a protein of 255 amino acids. The record is from RefSeq and is a predicted model, not a curated record. Lineage: Eukaryota; Metazoa; Chordata; Actinopteri; Perciformes; Percidae. Gene Ontology annotation, biological process: regulation of transcription by RNA polymerase II. Gene Ontology annotation, cellular component: nucleus.
AUGAAGCCCCGAUGGAGUCUAGACACUGAUGGUGGCGUGAAGAGCCCGAAGACCAAUGCCAAAGGCCGCCGGGAGAGGCCAGUCGGAAGAGGACCCAGGAGCCGUGAGGAGCGAAGACCGGAGGAGCAGGGGAGGAGGAGGGUGGUGCUCAAACGGAGAGGAGGAGAGGGACGCAAACGUCAUCCCUGUCAACACUGUGACAAAUCCUUCACGUCUGGACAUUUAAAGAUUCAUCAGAGAGUUCACACUGGAGAAAAGCCUUACAGCUGUGAUCUAUGUGGUAAAACCUUUUCUGAGAAUGGUCACCUUAAAUCUCACCACCAGCGCGUUCACACUGGAGAGAAGCCGUACUGGUGUGAACAAUGUGGAAAAACUUUUUCUGAUAAUGGUGACCUUAAAAAACACCAGCGUGUUCACACAGGAGAGAAGCCGUACUGCUGUGAACAAUGUGGGAAAACCUUUUCUCAGCGUGGUAACCUAGAAAUCCACAGACGUGUUCACACUGGAGAUAAACCGUACAGCUGUGAACAAUGCGGGGCAGCAUUCACAACGUUGAGUAACUUUAAACUCCACCGACGUGUUCACACUGGAGAGAAGCCGUACUGGUGUGAACAAUGUGGGAAAACUUUUUCUGAUAGUGGGGCCCUAACAAGUCAUCGACGCAUUCACACUGGAGAGAAGCCGUACUGGUGUGAACAAUGUGGGAAAAUGUUUUCUCAGAGUAGUCACCUUAAAUCUCACCAGCGCAUUCACACUGCCUCAUUGUGAACAUGUUUCCGAGCCAAGCUGCUUCCUCCUGCCUCCUCCUCAUGCCCUGAUAGCUGUGUUGUUAUUUUCUGAUCUUCUCUCCACAUUGAAGGCUGACCAGCAGUAAUUUUAUCUUCUGAACGGCAUGGAUGGAUAGAUGGAUGGAUAGAUAGAUAGAUAGAUAGAUAGAUAGAUAGAUAGAUAGAUAGAUAGAUAGAUA